AUGGCGCAGAUACAGCCUUCUAUCGAAGCGAGCAAUGCCACCUUACGAGAUCCAUGGUAUUGGUCCGUUGAAGAUGUGGUAUUGGCGCUAUGCAACCCCUACAGUCGUUUAAGACAAACAAACCACUCAACAUCAUUUCCUGACGAGGCACAACUGGCCGCUAAACUGCGUGAGCUGGAUGUUACAGGUCUAGCGCUACUACAAGAGAUCGAUUCAACAUGCUUGAGGGAAGAAUUUGGUAUCAGAUCUUUCGGGCAUAUCGCCAGUAUCAAGCAUCUAAUCAGUACCUUACGCCGUGAAUCUGUCAAGUAUCAAGAGGAAGGAAUAAGAAACUCCUCGAGCAACUUCUCAAGACCCCAUGCCUCAGUGCAGCCUGACAUGACCCCAAACUAUUAUGGAACGCUUUUCAAACCCAGUCCGAGGCCCGGUGAUUUAUUACCAUGGCAAUCUCCACAGAUCAAAGAUGAUGGAUUUGAAAAUCCUUAUGCCCAGCUACAUACGUUGCCCGCUUUUGACUGGAGCAACGUCCGUAACGGCACCGGCUUUGGCAAUUUCGCCUCACCCCAAUCAAUGUUACCGACUGCUGCUCCGUCGCCAGUCGACCAAACUGCCGUCAAUGAUCGAGAACUCAGCUUGCCACGACGCGAUGUUAUUGGCGCUACACUAGUUCCAAGUCAUACUCCGGAACAAAAUACAGCAAUGCCGGACAUGGAACAGGAGCAGCAAUGCACCCCUGGUCAGACAGCGAAAGUGAGAAAGAGGAUUGCUCCUACUUUCGUCGCGCCUGUGGGACCAACAGACCAGCAAACAGCGAGGAGCGAUGAUUUAGAGGUCACAAUGGAGGAGCAUCUGAACAUUGGCGCCUUACCUGUCCCGGAAACAUCUGUGAAAGAGGUCGAUGACCGCCAGUCCAUGUCAGAACCCAGCCGCGAAGUUUCAAAUGAGCUCAACAUCCAGCCAGCCUUUCUCGAGCCAGGCAUCGCUAUCGUCAGUGUCUCAGAUCACAUGCAGCCUGGAGUGGUUCACGUCGAUGAGAGGGGCCGGAAGAGAGUGGUCCCAGUCUCGAUGCCGCUUCCAGGAUCCGGCCCAGUGGAGUCAAUCCAAGCGCAUAAUGAGCUACAGUCAUCGCCAGAUCGUCUCUCCAACCGUCAGCCCUUUCAAUUGGGCUUCAAGGCCGAUCUGAUAGAAGUGAAUACGAGACGCUUUGGCAAGACACCUCAAAGGUUGCCGCACCAGGAAUAUCUUGGCUUGAGAAGCUUCCCGGUCGACGAAAUAUUCUACCCUCAGACUACUCUUUCUCAAUUGUUGCCCGAAGCAGAGGGGGGUGAGAGCUUCGAGUUCAGCAUUGUUGCUCCACAAGUAGGAGGUUCAGGCCGAAAGUUAUACGUCAACAAGCGCAUCAAGCACUUUCUGCAGUGCAAACCUUUUUCGCUCAACUCUAAGAAACAAAAUUGCGUAGGCAUGAUUCCUUACCCCGAACGCAUUGUCAAAAAACAUGUUCCUUUGUCCAUGAUGGUCUUCACUCCAGAUGGUCAAGGUGGAGUCACUGUCACUCGGGAAAAUCGAUCCAAUUGGAUCGAUGGACACACUGGCCAAAUCUCUACAGCCAUUGACGGUGGUGUUGAUAGAUUUGCCAUCACUGAUGCUGCUUUUGCGAAGGAUGAAGCGGAAGAUGAUAUGUGGAAGGCACUGGAGAAAUGGAAUUAUGUUGAGGACGCCGAAAAGAUCCUGCCCGCUUAUGGUGAUUCUGAAUCAGAAGGUGAAUAUGAUCUCGAUACUUGGAGAGAGAUGGAGGAGGAAGCUGGCAAGAUCGAGCGACCUCUCGGGAAAUCAACAAAGCCUGUCCUUAGCCGUGGGACGAUGGAGGAGGUCGUCGACGAUACUGUCAAAACUAUCACCCAGGCUUGGUACGAAAAAAAGAGGCCUAAGCUUGAGCCAAAGGCAUACCGCAUCUGGAUGCGCGUAAAGCGGGACAGAUCCCAGCCGCACCAAAUCCGCGCAAUGCAAGAAGACAUCUCAAUUCUAUCGGUCCGAGUUUCAAAGCUGCGCUCGGAGAUUCUAGAGGAACCAUGGACCAACGAGGCGAAACUUCGCCGUCAAUGCGGGUCUCUGCAGCCUUCCGUUUAUGAUCUCGAAGAUGUGAAAUGGAAGCAAGCUGUAUUGAAGCUUCAGAAGGCCCCCGAUAAGCUGCCAAGUGCGCACAAACCACCAAAGAAGAAAAGGGAGAUGAAAGACGCCCUUGAACAGCCCCUUGCCGCAGACGAGGAAGACCUCAUUUCGUCAGAUGAAGAGACAACGGGCUCGGAGGAUAGCCUCGAUGGGUUUGUGAUCAGUGACGAGGAGGACGCCAUGGAUUUCACUCAGCCUGCCAUAUUCGAAGACGAAAUGUCAAUGAAUGAAGAUACAACCAACGCUAAGAAUUCUUCUUUUGCAGAAGUUGCGCCUCUUCCUGGCAAUGGAAGAACACCAACGCCGUCCAUCAAAGUUCAAAAGUCAGAGAAACCAGCUUUGGGGACGUCAGCUUCGAAGCGGCCCGACAUCGUAGAUCUGACACAGCUGUCCAGCGACAUUGAACCCGAAGAAAUAUCAUCAGUACAGAUUGGGCCUUUACCUCAUGUCAAGACCCCACCUCUUGACCGCGGCAAGAAUAGUGAUGUUUGGGCUCGUCCUACUGGUGAUACUCCGAGGCCCAAAUUCAAACAUCGCCCACUGUUAUCACAAAGCCAACAGAGCAAACAGAGUCAACAGAGCCAACGGUCCCAAAGCAGUAUCAUUGACCUAGAUUCAACUACUGAACACGCCAGCUCUCCGGCGAACACGCCAUCGAAACGUAAAUUACCACCAUAUUGGGACGUUCGCGCCGUAUGCAAAAUGGAUGGAGCGGCACUAGUUGAGAAGCGAGACCACGGAAGAGUCUUAGUCCGUAUGAUCGAAUGUAGUUCAAUUUCACAACGAAAUCUUGUCUGGCGUCUUUUACGGUGCCGCUCGAUGGAAGAGGUUCAACGUUAUGUCGAAUUAGCAUUACGCGCCCUCACAGAAAACAUUUCAACACUUAGAGGCCAGACGUCAGUGGUCUCAGAAGGAGCACUGCAAGCUGCAAGUUGGUUCGUUGCGUAUGUUGUCCCUGUGGUUUACGACGAUUCUGGACACCGCCCGAGAAACAUUGAAGCGACAUUGAAGACGAUGCACCGGUUUGAGGACUUUUACGAUAUUAUCUUGAAAAGCAGAGAAUAUUACAAAUGCAAAGAUGAUUUCGAUAGUGACGAGUAUUCGUCGGAAGCUGACUCUGUUUCUACUCGAGGACCGAAACUUCCAAUGCCUCAGAAAAAGAAAAAGCGUAAGAUUCGAUCUGAUAGCGAAGAAGAUUCGCGGCCCUCACACCGCCGCAAGAGGGUAUACGUGAAGUACGUGAGUCAGGACACGCUCAAUCUCCAAGAAACUGCGCAGAAUCGACUCCGUCUCAAUGAGGAACGACGCAGGAAGGAACUUGCGAGCGAUGAUGAUCAACUCAAAAGCGAUCACCCAGAUGCCGAAAUCAUAGUAAAUCCCGGAAAGUCGGAGAACCAAGCCUAUAUCUACCUCGAUCCGCGAUUUGGGAACGGCUCUCGCAGUCUGAAACCGCAUCAAAUUUCUGGUCUUCAAUUCCUAUGGCGAGAGAUUACAGCUGAACCAAAAGUGCUCCAAGGAUGUCUACUUGCACACACGAUGGGCCUUGGCAAGACCAGUCAGGUGAUUGCACUACUCGUCGCUCUAUCAUCAGCAAGUAGUCACCCUGAUGCCGCAGUCGCACGACAGGUUCCAGCGCCUCUGCGGAAGUUACAGACUUUGAUAUUAUGCCCUCCGGCACUGGUUGAAAACUGGUGGGACGAGCUCAUCCUGUGGGUGCCGAAACCGCCAUCUACUGUAGUUGGUUUUAUACGAAAGCUGAGCGCAAGUCAGUCGGUCACUGAGCGGGUUGCCCACAUUCAAGCAUGGGCUCGUGAAGGUGGUAUCUUAAUCAUGGGUUACAAGACAUUUAUCGAUCUUCUUGCCAACAAAAAGGAUAAGAGCGGACUUCGACCAAUCGAGGAUGACGCCCAUCGCGAUAUAUUCGAGACAUUGCUUAACAAAACUAAUCUUGUGAUAGCCGACGAGGCUCACGGGUUCAAAAACAAGAGAUCCCAGCUCCAUUACUGGAUAAGUCGGAUAAAGACCGGCAGUCGUAUUGCAAUGACAGGAUCUCCUCUGUCGAACAACUUGAUAGAAUACUUCACUAUCAUCGAUUGGAUUUCACCCAAAUUCCUAGGCACAGAAGCUGAAUUCAGAGCAGCUUACGAAGAGCCAAUCAAUGACGGUCUGUACCAGGAAUCAACCGAGAGAGAGUAUCGAGAGGCGCUAAAGAGGCUUAAGGCUCUACAGGCUGACAUCGAGCCCAAAGUCCAUCGUCGAGACAAUGCCGUGUUGCAUGACUCGUUGCACGGCAAAAUGGAGUUUGUGAUCCGUUUGCCGUUGACUGAAUUGCAGCGCCGACUUUAUCAAAUCUUCGUUGAGGCAGUCUUCCGAGCAAUAGCUAGUGGAGAUCCUUAUGCAGCUGUCCUCUGGGGGUGGCUACGACUUUUGCAAUUGCUCUGCCACCAUCCCAAGCUCUUCGAAGAUCGACUGCUUGAGUAUGAGAAGGAGCAAGCUCAAGGUGGCCCUGUCUCGAAGACCGAAGCAGCAGCAAACAAGACAAUGGAGAAGGCAGAUUCGAUGCCCUCCGUGAGGAUAGAGACCCCUUCGCAGGUGCAUCUACAAGCAGUGAUACCAAGUGUCAGUGUUAACGCUAAGGCACUUCUCGCACCUUUGGCCGACUCAUUAGGGAGCCCCGCACAUUCCUGGAAGAUGAAUAUUCUAUUCGAAAUUGUCAAGCUCUCCGUUGCUGCUAAAGACAAAGUCCUCGUUGUUUCACAAUACAUUCCUGCACUAGACUACGUUUCUAAUCAGCUUUCUGAAAUGGGGCUGGCUUACGAGCGUAUAGACGGUACUUUGCCGGCACAGCUUCGUCAAGCGGUUACCAAAGCCUUCAAUGGGGGUGAUGUCGAUGUCAAUAUCUGUCUCAUCUCUGCGAAAGCUGGAGGCGUGGGAUUGAACUUGUUCGGUGCUAACCGGGUAGUCAUACUGGAUGAGUGGUUCAAUCCUAUGACCGAACAUCAAGCUAUCGGACGUUCUUACAGGAUAGGCCAACAAAAGCCUGUGUACGUAUAUCGUCUCAUGGUUGACGGCACAUUUGAAGGCGUGCUCGAGAACAUGAGUCUAUUUAAGACACAGCUUGCAAACCGUGUGGUGGAUAAACGACAACCGGUUCGCAAUACUAAAAAGGGCGUACGCGAGUACAUUUUCCAGCCCAAGAUGAAUGCCCGCGAAGAUCUUGAGAGAUUUAGGGGAGAUGACCCGGCGGUACUAGACCAUUUGCUUCACGAUCAAGAUUGUCCAAUCCUCAACAUUGCGACGACAGAGUCUUUCCAUGUGGAGGAUAACUUCCAACUAACGCCUGAGGAGGCGAAGGAGGCCGAACAAAUGCGUGAAAACCAGCGUUUGCGGCGUGAAAACCCCGAAAAAUACCUGGCAAGUUUGAGAAAGGACAACGUUUUUAAGAAGUUUGCUGGCCCUGCUCCGACUGCUGCGACCUACACUAUGGCUGCAGCACCUGCAGCGAACGCCACGCCAGGCUCGCAACCAGAGCCAACAGCAACGAAACAGCCUGCAGUCCCUGUGCAUUUGCCUGGGUCUGCUACGAAAUAA
Bacidia gigantensis is the source of this 5760-nucleotide messenger RNA. RefSeq lists its product as uncharacterized. Lineage: Eukaryota; Fungi; Ascomycota; Lecanoromycetes; Lecanorales; Ramalinaceae. Gene Ontology annotation, cellular component: nucleus. Gene Ontology annotation, molecular function: ATP binding; ATP-dependent chromatin remodeler activity; ATP hydrolysis activity. The record is from RefSeq and is a predicted model, not a curated record. Bases 1 to 5760 code for a protein of 1919 amino acids. The transcript has 2 exons.